This is a messenger RNA of Wallemia ichthyophaga EXF-994, 1431 nucleotides long. Its product is annotated as Zinc finger protein ZPR1. Bases 1 to 1431 code for a protein of 476 amino acids. NCBI's taxonomy places the organism in Eukaryota, Fungi, Basidiomycota, Wallemiomycetes, Wallemiales, Wallemiaceae. The record is from RefSeq and is a predicted model, not a curated record. The transcript is spliced from 2 exons. Gene Ontology annotation, molecular function: zinc ion binding. Gene Ontology annotation, cellular component: cytoplasm; nucleus.
AUGCCAGAAAAUUUAUUUAAAAACGUUGGAGAUCUCGUCGGCGACUUCGAGGAGAGCCCCGUACAAGAAAUAGAAUCGCUCUGUAUGGACUGUGAGAAGAUGGGCGUCACUAGAAUGCUGCUCACUAUGAUCCCUUACUUCAAAGAAGUCGUUGUUAUGUCCUUCAAAUGCGAUCACUGCGGUAAUAUUAACUCAGAAAUUCAAUCUGCAGGUGAAAUUCAGCAGCGUGGCAGUCUCCACACUGUACAUGUCACUUCCCCGGAAGACUUGGAUAGACAAAUCGUUAAAUCUGAGCACGCUACCGUCUCUUUCUUAGAGUAUGAGCUCACCGUUCCAGAAGGUAGAGGUCAGUUGACCAACAUCGAGGGCGUUAUCAGGGACACCAUCCGAGACCUCUCGAUGAAUCAGCCACUGAGAAAAGUUUUAGAUGUGGAGGUUUACAACAAAAUUAACCAUUUACUCUCCAGAUUGAGAGGUGCUGUUGGUGCAUCUGAUGAUGAGUACAACCCUGAAAUCGUCGAUGGUCCAACUUCUUCAAUCGAAGACAAGAACAGAGCUGAUGAAAGCCAUGAUGCUCUUCCAUUCACAGCUUUCACCGUACAAGUUAGAGAUCCAUCAGGUAACUCCUUUGUCUCCUUUAAGGAAUCUCCAAACGAUCCAAAGUGGUCUAUUCGUGCCUUUAAGCGUACACACGAAGAGAAUGUCGCUCUUAGACUCGCAAAUGAAGAAGAUAAACCACAAGAGAAUGUCAAGCAGGUCGCAGGUCUCAGCGAUUCAGAUGAGAUCACUGCAGACGAAGUCCUCCAAUUCCCUGGCAUAUGUUCAAGUUGCGCAAAGGACAGUCCAACCAACAUGAAAAAGGUUAACAUCCCUUACUUCCAAGAUAUUUUGAUCAUGUCAACCAACUGCGAGCACUGUGGAUUCAAGGACAACGAAGUCAAAUCAGGUGGUGCAAUUCCAGAGAAAGGCAAGCGUAUCACUUUAAAGGUUGAAGAUGAGGAGGAUUUAUCUAGAGACAUUCUCAAGUCAGAGCACGCUGGUUUGUCUAUUCCAGACAUCAACCUCGUCCUUGAACCUGGAACUCUUGGUGGUAGAUUCACAACCCUUGAAGGUCUUCUCGCUCAAGUUUACGAAGAUCUCUCGACAAAGGCUUUCAUUGGCGAUAGUGCUAUCGAUACUCAGGCUGGUGAUUCAGGAUUAAUUGGUAGUACUCAAAUGCAGGAGUUUGAUAAGUUUUUGACCCAACUCAAGACUGUCAUGACAGCAGCAAAACCAUUUACCGUUAUAAUCGACGAUCCUCUCUCCAGCUCUUACAUCCAAAACUUCAACGCACCAGAACCCGAUGAACAAAUCCUUAUUGAGGAGUAUGAGCGUACUCACCAGCAGAAUGAUGAUCUAGGAUUAACACAAAUGAAGACUGAAAAUUACUAA